AUGAGCGCCAUCCAGAAGGAGAUCGUCCCUCACGGGCGCUUCGUCUACGCCUUCUGCAACGUCCGGACGAACCAGGUCUUGUAUUCACUAUCACGCACGCUUGAUAACACGGCAUUAAAGCAACUUCCAGACCUGGGCGCGAACCACACGCCUCCACAGCUACGAAAGGACUUAUGGCGACCGCUAUACAGCGUCGAGCUUCCCGCAACGCCACACGGUGCAAAGCAAGGCAUCCAUGCCCUCAGGAAGCUGCGAGAAUAUCGCAAACUCCACGAGCUAUCAUGGGAGCAAACAGCCAUGAUGACGCGGAACAUGACCGACAAGGAGAUUGAAAGGGAGAAGAAGAAGCUCGAGGACCGAGGAGGCAGCAAGAAGGAGACUGUCUACGACAUCAUGAAGCGCCAAAAGCACAAGAUGAAGCUCAAGAUGGUCAUGGACCAGAAGGCGAACAGCAUUGCAGACCUGGCGGCCGUCUUGACUGAGCAAGAAGAGCUGGGCGCAACGACUGCCGAGGCCAAGCAGAAGCACGCAGACGAGUGGCGGACACGAUCGCUUGAAGAGAUGGAGCGCCUCGCUCAAGAAGCGGACAACGGAAGCAUUGAGAAGAUUGAGACCCAGAUUGAAGAACUCUGCAAGACGCUGCAAGAACUGCGACAGCAUGGUACUGAAGGCCGAAGAGGAAAGCUUAAGAAACAAAUUGUCGUUACCAGACAGCAACUCCAAAAGAUGCGACGUGCAGCACAAGUGGCCAAAGAAGUACCUCCGGCUAGCUUAGAGAUUGAGCGUCUGGCUCAAGAGGUGAAGAACGGUGGGCUUGAGACACUCUCAAACCAGAUUGCAGAGCGUCGAGGGAGACCGAAAGAGAGGAAGAACUCAGCCGAGGUGGAAGAGCCCACAGCCGAGGCGGAAGAGAGCUUCGAGGAAGCCGAGCAGCGACAUGAAAGGAUGCAGUGGGCGGCAAAGGCAGUGGAAGAGGCAAAAGCAAACCCAGCGUACAUUGAAGGAGCAGCAACCGAAGCAGCAGACGCGGCAGACACGGCAGAAGCAGCGUUGGCAGCGUCGGCAGUCGAAGCCGCAUCGGCAAGAGAAACAGCAUCGGCAGCAGAAGCAAAAGCAGAGUCCGCAAGUGAAGCAGCAUCGGCAGAGAAAGCAGCAUUGGCAAAAGAGGCAGCGAGAGAAGUAGCGGUCGCGAGAGAUGCAGCGGUGGCAAGAGAAGCAGCGUUGGCGCGAGACGCAGCGUUGGCAAGAGAAACAGCGUCGGCAAGAGAAGCAGCGUCGUCAGAGCAAUUGCUACCAGCUUACAAAAGGGCAAAGAUGCUGUGGUACGCAGAGAAGUUCGACCCUAUCAAGCGCGACCCUGAAUACCUGCCAAAACGUGGAUGGGUGCGCAGAGAAGCUGAGCGCUGGAACAGGCCCGUCUACACAUCAAAGGGCAUCACAGUCAAGUGGGCGAACAUCACGGACGCCGAGUACGCCGCCUCAUGGCCGGAUGCGGUGCAGCAUGAGCGGAUGGGCUACACUACGCGAAGUCCUCCACUUGUCGACACCGAGACAGUAGCUGAAUUCAGGGCGUUGUCAUGGAAGGGCAGGCGCGAGAACUUCCAGCUGGACGAGACUACCGCGGAGAAGGUGGAAAGACUCAGAGCAGAGAUGGGCUUGCAAGCACGAGUUGACAAGCCGUGGAAGUUCGUGGAGGCUCAAGAGAUUGAAUCCGGCUUCUUACCUGGUAGGGACCCAUCUGAUGUGGAAGCGGCAGAAGUGGAAGGUGAAGAGCUGGAGGCAGCGCCAGAGGUGGCGGAAGAAUUCGUCGAGGAAGAAGACCCCGAAAGGCUGCAGAAGAUUCAAGAGGAGAUCUUGGGCCGGGUUCGACAGAUGGCUAGCAAGGAAUCUUGGGACAAGCGUGCCAACCAGGACCUGAAGAAGGCGAAGAACAAGUUCAAGCUCGCGCCUUUGCCUGUUGAUGCUACUGUGGACCAGCAGCCUACGGUCUAA
Messenger RNA from Fulvia fulva, 1992 nucleotides. RefSeq names its product Mitochondrial large ribosomal subunit protein mL67. The coding region runs from base 1 to 1992 and encodes 663 amino acids. The transcript has 2 exons. Gene Ontology annotation, biological process: DNA recombination; positive regulation of mitochondrial DNA replication. Gene Ontology annotation, molecular function: single-stranded DNA binding; structural constituent of ribosome; DNA strand exchange activity. The record is from RefSeq and is a predicted model, not a curated record. Lineage: Eukaryota; Fungi; Ascomycota; Dothideomycetes; Mycosphaerellales; Mycosphaerellaceae. Gene Ontology annotation, cellular component: nucleus; mitochondrial large ribosomal subunit.